Bactrocera oleae (olive fruit fly) is the source of this 1369-nucleotide messenger RNA. Its product is annotated as seminal metalloprotease 1. Gene Ontology annotation, molecular function: metalloendopeptidase activity; zinc ion binding. NCBI's taxonomy places the organism in Eukaryota, Metazoa, Arthropoda, Insecta, Diptera, Tephritidae. The record is from RefSeq and is a predicted model, not a curated record. Gene Ontology annotation, biological process: proteolysis.
GAUUGCAGAGAAAAACGUACACAAGCAGGCGAUAAUGAAGCUCUACGUCGGAAUUUUGCUGCUGGCACUUACUAGAAGUACGCUAACUGCUCCACUAAACCAGCCUGACUUUGAUAAUGCUGAGCUUAUUGCUGGGUACUUCCAGGGCGAUAUUGUCUUGUCACCUUCGCAGCGCAAUGGAUACCGCAAUGAGAUGUUACGCUGGCCCAACAACACUGUCUACUACAAAAUCAAUGAUGGAUAUUUCGACGAGGCGCAUCGCAAUCAUAUUUUACGUGGUAUUAAAAUCAUAGAAGAGCUCUCGUGCAUUCGCUUUCAGGAAGCAACCGCAGAUCAAAAAUAUUAUGUGAAUAUCACCGGAGAAAAUGGCGGCUGUUAUUCGAGCAUUGGCUGGUUGAAUGGCGUUCAGUUUUACAAUCUUCAGCUUUUUCCUCUGGAUACAGGCUGCUUCCGACUCGGUACAAUUGUGCAUGAGUUCCUACACACGCUCGGAUUCUUUCACAUGCAGAGUGCCGCGAAUCGCGAUGAAUACGUACGCAUCGAAUUUGACAAUAUUGAGAAGGGUAUGGAGUUUAAUUUCGAUAAAUAUGACGAGGAUUACAUCGAUGAUUAUGAUGAGGAAUACGAUUACGGUAGUAUAUUACACUAUCAUGCCUAUUCAUUCUCAGUGAAUGGCGAAAGGACAAUUAUACCGUUAAAGGAGGAAGGUGAGAUUAUUGGUCAACGACGCGGCAUGAGUAAAAGUGAUAUCAAUAAAUUGAAUACGAUGUAUCGUUGUCCAGUAACAGUUUGAUUGUACUAAUCUUAAAAUGUGCCCUGAAUUUAAAUCAGCGAAAUAUUUGUUAAUAAAUGUUAAAUGAUAAGUUUUUCUUCUUCAGCGACUCUAACUGUACAAGAUCACCUUGGUUACAGCUGAUCUAUAUAUCGGUCUCUCAUCGAUGAACACCAUCAACAGUUCGAUUUAUAUAUAAAGGAAUAAUUAAUAUAAUAUUAUAUGCAACUAUUUCGAACAAUAUUUUGCACUUAAAGCGGUUAAGUAGAACUAGAGAAAUUACAAAAAAAAAAAACAAGUAAGGAACCGAACAUUUUAUACUUUUGCAACUUGCAAGAAUCAAAGCCGGUAAUUUCCUUCAGUUGCUGGCAAAACUUUAUAUUAAAAAAAGGUUGCGAAAGAAUUAAAUAUCCAUUGUUCGAUGAAAUCUAAACUAAGACUAAAUAACAAUCAAAUUUGGUAUCUUCUUGACUUAUAUUGAAGGUUGAAGGUCUUAGACUCAGUUUUACUAAAAUUAAAUUAAAAACACCUUCAACUGCGACACAUAUAUGUAGUGAUAAUAACUCGAACGAAGAUGCUAAAUUAAAUAUAAUGAUU